AACCCUAACUAAAAAUUCGAGCGUUCCGCGUUUAGAACUGGCCACGAAAAACAAUUUAACAUUGGAGUGGAGUGCGGGACGCAAGUAUGUGCGGAAGAAACUUGCCUGACAUGGAUGCAUGGAUCAAAAGUUCGCUGUAAAUAGAUUAGGCAGAGCGAUUUAUAAUGAAAACCAUAACGCCGGAUACGACGACGACGGCGUCGCAGCACCAACAACUUCUCAUUCCACAAGCGGAUCAGCAUCACCAGCCGAUGGUGCAGCAGCAGUCCUUGUUAGCCGCUCCACCGCAUCAGAUAAUAAUGGAGCAUGUGAAUCUGGUGGACGAUGACGAGAAGGAUCCACUGGCGCUGGAGGUGUCCCCCUCUACAAAGCACACGCACAGUUUAAGACGCCACCUGCCACGCAUCAUCGUGAAACCCAUACCACCUGAGAAAAAGCCGAUGGCGCCCAGUGAAGAGGUAGCCGUUAAUCCUGCUCCAGCUCCGCCCACGCGCCUCAUCUGCAGUCGACGCAUCCAGCAGCAGCAACAGGUCAAAGCGGCAGCAGCAGCGGCGGCGGCGGCAGCGGCAGCAGCUGCAGCGGCGGCAGCUUCAGCUCAAGCCCAAGCCUCCGCCAGCUAUCCAUCCGCCAUCUCACCUGGUAGCAAGGCCAGCUCCUCCCAAGCAUCGACCAUGCGGGAAGUCCUGGCCUCCAUACCCGGCUUUAGUGUUAAGCCCCGACGCAGGAGCAAUAAAAAGCUAACGACAGCGGCGCAAAUCGAGCAAACAAAAGACGGCAAGAUCGACCUGGAGACCCCCGAUUCCAUACUGGCCUCCACCAACCUUAGGGCGCUGCUGAACAAGCAAACGUUCUCGUUGCUGCCUCCGCUCUAUCAAUACAAUCUCAUACAGCUGCUGCCCAGCGUAGAUCGCGAGGCCAGCGAGCUGGAGCUACCCAGUGGUAGCGGUAGUGGAGGCGGCUCCUCGGAGGGUAUUCGGCUCAGUGCCUCCUGCCUGAACAACGAGUUCUUCGCCCGAGCCUGCCUAGAGUGGCGGGAGCGGUUAAGCGAAGGUGAGUUCACACCGGAGAAUCAGCUAAAGCUUAGAACGGAGGCAGAGCGAGAGAAGAACAAGCUGGAUCCCUGGAAGCUGAAGCACUUUGAGCCCUUUUGGGGCGAGAAGAACUCCAGGAGCAAGGAGAAUCCAGAAGGCAAUGCCAAGGAGCAGAAGCCUUUGGCAAGCAUGAAGAGUGAGCCUGAACCACCAGCGACAUCGCAAAAAAAACCACUGCAACAACAAGCAACAUGUGAUAAUGAGACUGAACUAAAAUUUGAUUUGAGCACAAAGUGCGAAACGACAGCAGCAACCACAAAAACUACAGUAGCAACAGCAGUAGCAGCUAAGACCAGCACGCCUUCUGGCUCCACCGGCAGCCAGAAUAAUGUGCUCAACGAACAGCAACGCCGCAUCCUCAAACGUCCAUCGAGCAGUCCUUCGCAACGCAAGCAGACGCCCACAACGAUAGCCACUAUUACCCUGGACGACGAUCCCGACGAGCUGCCAAGUACAUCGAAGGAUAGCAAACAACCGAAGAUGACCGAAAUUGUUCCUAAUGCUUCAGUGAAUGUUUUCGCUGUCCCAGAUGCAGAUGUGGUGGAUCAUGUCGCAGCGGAAACGAAAACCAAGGAGGAGCAGCAGAACCAACAUCAGCCACUUAUCAACAGUACCUGUGAUAAAAUUGAGCCAUCUGAGUGCAGUGAGGAGGUGAUUGUUGCCAUUAAGCUGGAGGCUGUAGAUAAAGUUAAGCCGCCAGCUGCUGCAAGUGUGAUGCCAGCGAUUGCUGCUGUAACCCCACCCACACCAAAGCCGGAAACUUUAGCAACCAAUCCGGAGGUGGUCAACCACUUUGUGAGCUACUUGCAAAGUGUUGAGUUAGCAGCUGAAACCAAAGCGCCUUUGGACAAUUCGAACGAGGCAGCCAAUAGCCAUGAUUUUGUAUUUGCGGAUACCAUCGAUCACGCCUAUUUUCAAGACCAUCAAUCAGCCAUCAAUCACAAUUACUUCACUUCAUCGUCAUCGUCCAACAUGACGACAACCGCAGCCAGCAAACUGGAAGAGCAAAAUGUUAAGCUGGAGGACUCACCGAUGCCCAUCACAAGCUCUGUAUCUGGAUCGACGCCAGCCAGUUCGAUAACAUCCACCAGCUGCACCUCCUCAUCCUCCUCCACCGCCUCUAUGUCGUCUUCGUGCUCCAGCAGUAAUUCCGGCUCGACGACAACCGCACCCACGACAUCGUCUUCGGCUGGGGCAGCCACAGCUCCAUUAACGCUGGCGCCAACAGCAGAAACCACUUUGACCAAUGUUCAAGCCAUGCUUUCAACAGUGGCCAAAUUACAGCAACAACAACAACAGCAGCAGCAGCAGGAGUUGCCCGAGGAGUUGAACUCCAAUGCGAUGGAGCAUGUUCAGCAUGAUUGGAACUUUGGUGACAUCAAGUUGAGCAGCUCCCAAUCAGUUGGGGACCAGCAACGAAAUUUAUGCCAUGAAGCUAUUGAUCUGAUGGAUGUGGUGCAGGAUGCCGACGUCAUUGACGAUAUUAUGGACAACGAUGUGUGCCAUGAAGUGCUCGACGACGAUGAGGAGGACGAGGAAGAGGAGGAAGACGACGAGGUUGUGGAGUGUAUAACCGAGGAGCAGCAAGAACAGCAGAUGAUGGAUGAGGAUAGUGCAGCAGUGCGCGAAAUAGUGGACAAGUUGCAGCAACAUCAGCAGCAGCAACAACAACAGCAGCAGCAACAUCAGCAAUUGCAUAUUCAGGAUGUGGUUCAACUGGCUCAGCACUCGUUCAUGCCGCAAGCUCACAGCGAAUAUGGAAAUGACAUCGCCCAGGAAAUGCUCUGUGACGCUGUGCCAAUGUCUGCGGCCGAAAUGGAGGUGUCCAGCACCGUAAUCACCAACAGCAGCAACAGUAACGACAGCAGCAACAAUCUAAGCCUUUGCAGCAGCAGCAACAGUCUCACCAUCAAUCAGCUUCCGCAGCAACCAGCACAACAGCAGCAGGCCCAGCAAAACUCACAGCCAGCUGCACCGCAACAACGACAGAUUCUGGUAGAUUCCAAUGGGCAGAUAAUUGGAAACUUUUUGCUUCAACAGCAGCGCCAGCAACAGCAACAGCAGCUUCUGCAACAAUUCACGCUACAGGCCGCUGCAGCUCAGCAGCAACAGCAACAACAGCAGCAGCAACAACAACAGCAACAGCAGGCUACGAGUAGCAAUGCUUUGGCUAAGACUUUACCAGUGGCUCUUCGCAACGGAACCCAACAAUUCUUAUCACCCAACUUGCUUGCCCAACAACAGCAGCAACAACAACAAUUGGAGCAGCAACAGCAGCAGGCUGUGGUACAACAGAAACAACAACAAAUUCAGCAGUUUGCCCUGCAACAGGCGCAACUUCAUCAGCGACAAAUGCUGGCCCAGGCGGCUAACAACAAUCUGAUACAGCAGCAGCAACAGCAGAACGUUGUGCCAACAACACAGGCCAAAUUCAUACCCAAGCCAUUGAAUAUCAUCUCGAUGACGCGACCUGCCAAUGCAUCGCCUACCACAGCAGCAACAACAGCAAACACCGUAACUAUUCCGUCCGCCUACGCCAAUGUUGUUGCUGUGACAGCCGCGCAACAGCAGCAAUCGACGCCAGUACCUGCCCCGCAACAACAACAGCAGCAGCAAACAGGCCAGCAGCAACAGCCGCAGCAGCAGCUAGCCAAUCACAACAGCAAUAUGCAGCAGCUGCCUACGAUUCCCAAUGUGCUGACGAUGAAAACCCUGCCGUCUUCGGGGGUGCCAUCCACCAUUGCCCAGCAAAGACUGCAGCCGAAAAUGCCAACUGGCAAGGGUCGCAAGGCAACCAGCAACAGGUUGCCACCGGGCGCCGUCAACCUGGAGCGAAGCUAUCAAAUCUGCCAGGCGGUUAUACAAAACAGUCCGAAUCGCGAGAACCUUAAGGCCCAGUUGCGCCCUCCGGCCGCGAUACUCAACCAGCAUCAGCAACCGACGGCGACCACGGCGGCCACACCUGCGAACUCCGUGACCCUGAAUGUCUCAACGGUGGCGGCCACACCCAUGUCCAACAUGACAACGGCCAGCGGGAGUGUGGCAGCGGCAGUGUCCUCAGCUCCAACGCAAAAUAUUUUAAAGCAAGAAGAGCUCCUGGUCAGUGGGGCAGUUGGUUCCGGAGCUCUGCCGGCUGGAUUGCCGCCGAAUGUGAUGGGUGUCGGACGUCCGGGAGUGUAUAAGGUCAUUGGUCCCCGAAUGAGUGGCUUUCCGCGGAAGAAAUAUGUGCAAAGGAAGCCCUCACCCACCACGCUCAUCCGUCAUGUGUUUAGUCCCGGUCCUGGUGGAGCUACGGCGACCCCUCAACAACUGCAGUUGCUGCAGCAGCAUCAUCAAUCGACGACAUCGCCAGUGCCUGUGCAAAGUCCGCAGCAGGCGGGACCGGAGCAAUUGAUUCACCAAAACGGCGGGCAGUAUGUGCUUGUCCACCGGGCCAAUGUGGGAGCAGCUGAUAACCAAGCGCCCAGGGCAUCCAGUGCCCCACCUCUGCAUCAAAAUCAGUUUGUUACGGUGCAGAAUCCGCUGCACAGCCUCAACGGCAUUCCCAUGGGAGGACGCGGGCGUCCAGCAUCGGUGGAUACAACUGCAGGCAGCGGCAACGUAAUGGCGCCAACAAUUUCCGCCACAGAUGCGUUGCAUCAUCACCACCACGAACUGCAGCAACAACAGCAGCAGCAACAGCAUCAGCAGCCACAGCCGCUGGGCAAUGUGGGCGCCGCCGCGAAUAUUGUGCGGCGCAAUAUCGCUGCAGGACCCAACAUCGCAUACAUAGAUGGCAGCAACUCCAACUCACCGGCCGUGGCGCUAAUGGAGGCUGGAAACAACUACAUCGUGACCACCAACACAGCACCCACGGCAGCUCCUUCGCCCAUCAACCAGCAGCAAUCCGCGCCGCAACAUCAGCAUCCACUGCUGCAAAUGCAUCAGAGCGGGGAGAACACUCCGCCGGGAAAUGAAGCUACACCCACGCCAAACAAUUGCGCCUGUUCACUGAACGCCAUGGUGAUUUGCCAGCAGUGCGGAGCCUUCUGCCACGACGACUGCAUCGGUGCGGCCAAGCUCUGCGUCGCCUGCGUGAUCAGAUGAGGUGGAUAACGUAUUGUAGUUAUUUAGAGACCCGUAUGUUUAGUCGACCCCAGUAGAGAGAUACCGAAUGUUUAAUUUGGGAACUAUAGCAAUCAAAGAGCGAAGGCGAAAACCAAUUGUACAACAAACCAGACAAAAGAACGCAAGUGCAGAGGCUUACGCACAGACGCAGCAGUGGCAACCAUACAUAUUUGUAUAUUAUAAUUCAUUUGCAAUUCAUGUAAACUAAGCAAACUGGCAAUUCGUAACACUUUUUGUAUAAAGAUAGGGAAAAGAAGUUGAGCCUAAAA
Drosophila ficusphila is the source of this 5467-nucleotide messenger RNA. It is a transcript of the gene Asx, whose product is annotated as polycomb protein Asx. The transcript has 11 exons. Bases 165 to 5177 code for a protein of 1670 amino acids. Lineage: Eukaryota; Metazoa; Arthropoda; Insecta; Diptera; Drosophilidae. Gene Ontology annotation, biological process: positive regulation of transcription by RNA polymerase II; animal organ morphogenesis. The record is from RefSeq and is a predicted model, not a curated record. Gene Ontology annotation, molecular function: DNA binding; chromatin binding. Gene Ontology annotation, cellular component: PR-DUB complex.